Messenger RNA from Pistacia vera, 828 nucleotides. Its product is annotated as BURP domain-containing protein 11-like. Lineage: Eukaryota; Viridiplantae; Streptophyta; Magnoliopsida; Sapindales; Anacardiaceae. The transcript has 3 exons. The coding region runs from base 1 to 828 and encodes 275 amino acids. The record is from RefSeq and is a predicted model, not a curated record.
AUGGCUGCAGCUGGAAUAAUCUCCAACUUGAUCCUCCUCUUUUAUGUUUUUCUCUUGAUGCAUGGCAUUGGAGCUAGGGCGAUCAGAACUCAACGUCUUGAUGAUGAUGAAGAACACAAUAUUCUGCUGGUGAAUGGACGCCAUUACUCCAUGCAUGGUGAUCAUCAUUCGUCAUCUCAUCAUAUGGCUUCAGAAUUUGGGUUAUUUAGAAUGAAUGAUCUAAGUUUAGGUAAAAAAAUGCUUAUUGAAUUCCCCCAGAAAGUCCUUUCUUCUUCCACUCGGUUCCUCCCCAGAGAAGAGGCUGAUCUCAUUCCUUUCUCGUUAAACCAACUCCCAAACAUUCUCAAUAUUUUCUCAAUCCCCCAUGACUCUCCAGAAGCCGAAACCAUCGAAAGCACACUAAGAGUUUGUGAGUCGGAGCCCCUCCAAGGAGUUAGCGUUUUCUGUGCUACUUCCUUAGAAUCCAUGGUUGAUUUUGCUGGUAACACAUUGGGGACAUAUCAUUUAAGAGCUACAACCACAACUGCUCUCACAAAAUCAUUAACCGGCCGUAAGCAAAACUAUACAAUUUCAGAGAAAAAUGUAAUAUAUAACCAUUUGGCGCCUAAACCAACACCUGCAUUCCAUGAAGAGACAGAUAUUAUGAGCUGGUUUGAUUGGAAAAUCAUCAUGAUGGGUUAUGCCAGUGGACUGGUGAUCGUUUUCUCGACUGGAAGACCUCGACGGUUUGUUGGAAUGGUUGAAAAUGCAGAGGUAAAAGGCAUGCAGAAGGCUCAACAAGAUGCAUAUGAAAAGGAAAUUAGCGAGUUCAUGCAAAGGUUUCUUUAA